GCAGCUGCACAUGGGCACUGGGAAGUGAAGCUCAAUGGAAGCCCCUGCCCUUUGCCCUUAGUUUCCCUUCAAGUGUAUGGGGGAAGGUGCGUGAGCCUGGCGCCUGCGUAGCUGUGGAGAGCAAGAUACAAGCAACUGCUGUCCUGCCCUUACACAGCCAUCUUAUAGCUGUGUGUCUGCUGUGCUGUAUGUCCUUCUCUUCCAGCUGGGGAAAAAGCUUAAUUGUGAAGAUGAUAGAUCCACUAGCAAACAACUUGUUUGAUCUUCCUGAGUACGAUGAUACAGAAGAUGAAACUUUUCCACCUCUUCCACCUCCUUCCUCCCCAGGGAGAGAUGAUGUUGAAGGAGCCCUCGCUAAUGAAGAGCAAGAUGGAAAUAAACCAUCCCAAACGAAGGAUUCUACUGUGUCUAUACAGAAGGCAGUUAAAAGGCCAAUACCUAAAUUAGAUGCUCAAAGGAUAAUUUCAGAGAGAGGACUUCCAGCCUUGCGACAUGUAUUUGAUAAUGCAAAAUUUAAGGGUAAAGGACAUGAGACAGAGGACUUGAAGACACUUUUACGACACAUGGAACACUGGGCUCAUAGGCUGUUCCCUAAACUGCAGUUUGAUGAUUUCAUGGAGAGAGUAGAGUCUUUGGGAAAUAAAAAGGAAGUUCAAGGACCCCAAUGUGGUUUUCUUCCUUCUGGACUAUGCAGGACAUCAGUGAUUGAAAUGUUAGUAAAGACCUGCUUAAAGCGAAUUAGGCUUGAUCUUCCAAUUUUGCAUGAAGAUUUUACAAGUAAUGAAGGUAGUGGAGGGGGAAAUAAUGGGCUCAAAAUGUUUCCUGAAGAAGAAUUAGACCCCUUUUCUGAACAUGUGAAGGAAGAAUUUGAUUCUCACUCAAGUACUGCCCUGACAGAGGAGCAACAGCGAAGAAUUGAGAGAAACCGGCAACUAGCCUUGGAAAGAAGACAGGCAAAGUUGCAAUUUAACAGUCAGUCACAACAAAAUGAUCUGUCUGCCACCCAGCCAAAUGAAGAAUUUAAAACAAUUGUGGCUCGGGAUCCAGCUGACCUGACAGAAGUAGAAAUUCAAGCUACUGAUAUGGAAGCUGUAGACAAAGAUAUACAACUUAAAGGUGCAGAAGAAAUCAAAUAACCUUUCCAUCUGGAUACAAUGACGUUUUAGAAAGACCCAGAUAUCUUAAUAUGCUCAAGUGUCACUGACUUCUCCCUCCCUCCCCUUUAAACCUUGGACAUUCUAUGGAAAUCUUAGUCAUGACAUCAAUGUAGCUGGACCAAAUUCAUCCGUUUCUCUGUGUAAAAAAGCAGAUAUCAGCUCUAGUAACUGUUUUCUCCAAUACCGUAAUUCAGGAAAGGAAACACAACUGCUCUCUCUUUCAACUGUUUUAAAAAAAACUUGCGUUUUCCACAGAGACAAAAAAAGGUAUCAGUGAAAAUACUGACGUUAAUUUCUUGGACCUAUACUAUGAAGUGACUUUUUUUAAAAAAAUUUAUACAAUUCACAUUCCUCAAGUUUAACUUACCUGGGUCUUGAAAGCCUGAGUUUGUAUAAAGUUUUUUACAUCAUGUUAA
Molecule: messenger RNA, 1573 nt
Organism: Chelonia mydas (Green sea turtle)
Lineage: Eukaryota; Metazoa; Chordata; Testudines; Cheloniidae
Gene: TIPIN
Product: TIMELESS interacting protein
Exons: 10
Coding region: 189-1136 (315 amino acids)
Biological process (GO): replication fork processing; DNA replication checkpoint signaling; replication fork arrest
Cellular component (GO): nucleus; replication fork protection complex
Molecular function (GO): DNA binding
Source: RefSeq, a predicted model, not a curated record